AUGGACCCCUUCUCGCUUACCGCAGGCGCUCUCCAGAUAGCUGCUGCCUGUGUUUCAUGCACCAGUACCGUGAUAAAGAUAUACGGGGAUAUCAAUUCCGUCGACGCUCGAAUCAGGUCCUUCUGCGAUGAAGUAGCGGCUUUGCGAGCCACUUACGAGAGCCUGGAGAAGAGCCUGUCUUCACCUCCGCUAGCUGAGGCGGUGCGGGUGGCCAAUCAGACCGAUGACGGCGCCCAUUUGUGGCGACAGAUCAAAGAUGCGCUCGAUGAUUCCAAGAAUACCAUGAAGCGAGUCAAUGACAUUCUCACUCAGAUUGCAAAAACAUCUGGAUUCGCACGGAAGGUGAAAGCUCACUUACAAGAAAAUCUCCACAACGGCGAACUGUCUCGACUCCGCCAGCGCAUCCAAUUCUUCAACUCGGCCUUGUCGCUGCCUAUCCAGAUGGUCUGCGUCAUGCUCCAGCUUGAACAAAGAGGAAUAACAACCGAGCAUCAGACAUCUCUGGAUGCCAAACUGAUCGCACUAGAGCGAACCAUGAGGGCGCUCGUUCAAAGUCUCAAUUCGCCCUCCCCUUCGCAGACUCUGGGUGGCUCGACGAUCGCUGCUACAGAGAAAUUGCGGUUGGACCAAGAUGAUGGAAUGAAGACUUAUAUUGCCUUUGCCAAACAAUUUCUGAGUACCGCUUCCGCUGCUGCCAGCACGAGGUCGUCGUUGAGUACCAUCUCGCCAGCCAUCGAGCCUGAUGCCCUUCGUGAUAUGCCCAAGACCUCGGCCAACGGAGUGCCGCUCCCAGCAGAUCGCAGAAACCGCGUGGAAGGCUGGAUUCAACCUCCUUCCACCUCUGUUCUACAGUCAGGCGGGUUCGCUCGACAGCCUUCUAGAUCGGCCAGAGAUCAUACAGACGCUCAUUCCGAGGUGGAGUUCCUGCGAACUCAAAACCACCUGAAAUUGGGCCAGGAGAGCUUUGAAGACGGCGACUAUGCCAAGGCAGAGCGGCAUUUCCGAAAGGCUUUAGCUCUGAUGGCGCGUCAUGACUUUGAGGGCAGGAUAUCCUUUCAGCCAGCGGAAGUAGUUCUUAUGCUGGCGGACUGCUGCCGGCAGCAAGAGAAGCUUGAUGACGCAGUCAAGCUGCUGGAACCGGUUGCGGCCAUGCGCACUGACAUAUUCCCAAGCAGCUCGAAGGACCAGAAUAGCCCUGAGGAGCCGCAGCCAGUUUCGCAUCAAGUUCCUGACAAACUGCAAGCAUUAGCAGCGAGCCACAUGCUGGGACGUGUAUACAUCCUCAAGAGCGAUUUCGACGCGGCGGAGGAACAUGGACUAAGGGCGUUCACGGAGCGUAGGAAAGAACUCGGGCCGCAGGACGAGAAGACAUUGGAAUCUGUGCAGUUGGUCAUCGAUGUCUACAGAACACGCGGUGACGACGGUGAUGAAGAGGAAGCCGAAGGGUACGAGGUGUUUCUCUCUCCUCCCGAGAAGGCGACACCUACAGUUUCCACUGAGAAGCUCUUGAACAAGGUCGGAAAACCUCAGCUCAGCCCGGCCCUGGUUUCACCAGAAUCACCUCCAGCUGCGGAGGCGCAAAACAGUCACCGACCGAAACUCGUGAACCGGCUACUGCAUCGUGGUCGCCCCUCUCAGUCGGGUUCAGCUUCAAUUCUGCCGUCGCCGGAAUUGCUUAGGCUGUCCAUUUCCAGGUCAGUAGCACUGAAUGAUGCGCUGGAUCCUGACCCUGCUGGUCCAUUUGGGAUUCGGGGCAUUAGUUCGCCCUCAGAAACGUCGACCCACGACCGCUCUCUGUCCAUCAAUGAUGAUAGCUCAAUAACGACCCCUGGAAGCGCGCAGCUCGAACGAUCUUCAUCGAGCAAAACCCUUGAGCCCACUUAUCAAGCCAUAGCAGACCUCUGUCAGGAAAGAAGACUUGAUAAAGCGGCUAAGGUCGCCUUGCAGUAUCUAAAUACCUACCAGUCCAACUAUAUGGUCAUCCGAAAGCCAGAGCUCAGGGACAAUAUCCGCCACGGAACCGGGCAUGGUCUCGCCAGGACCGGGCGAGGAUACGCGCCUCUACAUUUCUUUUGUGAACUCAAGGAGGAGCACGCGGAGGAGGUGAACCUACUGAUCAAACAUGGUGCGGAUGUCAAUGCCAUUGCUUUUCAAGCGGGCUAUACCCAGUCAAGUCCCAAAGAUCCCUUCACCGCCUUGCAGCAGGCUACUGAGAGGGGUUUUUCCACCAUCACAGGUCUAUUACUAGCGGUGAGUGGCAUCAAAACCGACGUUCGAGACCCAGAAGGAUACACACCGUUGAUGGUGGCCUGCAGAAAGGGCCAUCACAAUAUCGUCAAGCAGCUGCUGGAAUUCCCACUGCCGACCGAGUUCCCAGCGACCUGGCAUGGCAACACACUCCUCCACGACGCUGCGAGACGCUGUGACCCAGUGCUAGUGGAAAUGCUUUUGGAGCAUACCGCUAACAUCGACGAACGAGAUCGGUUCAGCAAGACGGCGCUGAUGCACGCCGUGCUCAAGGCCGACAUAGCAGAUCCGUCUCAGAAAAGGAGACGGAUCAGGGGCCGGUGCAAAACAGUGCGAGCUCUGCUCGAAGCAGGGGCCGACCCUACGCUCAAGGACCACCGGAUAAACAAGACGGUGCGAGACUAUGCUAUGGAAGAAGACGAUGCCGAGUUGUUGAUGCUCCUGGGCCAGGUGCCGAGGACAGGCAUCAGCGAGCUAGUGGCAUGA
Cladophialophora psammophila CBS 110553 is the source of this 2733-nucleotide messenger RNA. RefSeq lists its product as uncharacterized. The transcript has a single exon. NCBI's taxonomy places the organism in Eukaryota, Fungi, Ascomycota, Eurotiomycetes, Chaetothyriales, Herpotrichiellaceae. Bases 1 to 2733 code for a protein of 910 amino acids. The record is from RefSeq and is a predicted model, not a curated record. Gene Ontology annotation, molecular function: protein binding.